This is a messenger RNA of Condylura cristata (star-nosed mole), 3325 nucleotides long. RefSeq names its product cell cycle progression 1 (gene CCPG1). The transcript is spliced from 9 exons. The record is from RefSeq and is a predicted model, not a curated record. Gene Ontology annotation, cellular component: membrane. Lineage: Eukaryota; Metazoa; Chordata; Mammalia; Eulipotyphla; Talpidae. Bases 130 to 2556 code for a protein of 808 amino acids.
UCCAGCUGCGGACGCUUGUGAGCAGGUUGUUUUUAUGAGAGGCGUCACUGCGCUUGGAGCUGUGACCGCCGCCGCCGCGACAGCUAGCGCAGCCGGGCGGAGGUGGCGCUGCCCCUUCAGACUUGAAAAAUGUCUGAAAAUUCCAGUGACAGUGAUUCAUCUUGUGGUUGGACUGUCAUCAAUCAUGAGGGGUCUGAUAUAGAGAUGGUGAAUUCUGAACAAGGUACAGCCAGUGACGUCUGUGAGCUUACCCCAGGAUGUUCAACUUUAGAGCAAGGAGAACUACAAGUACUACAGCUAGAGCAGGGAGAGAGCAGCCAAAGUAGCACAGUAUUAAUGGGAGAGACUGCUUAUCCAUCGUUGGAGCAAAUGAAGUCAGCUCUUGAGGGAGAAGAAGAGAUGUUCCCUGAAGACAAUGUCUAUUUUGGAACUGUCAGUGAUGAUUCUGAUAUUGUUACCCUUGAGCCACCUAAGUUAGAAGAAAUUGGAAGUCAAGAAGAAGCUAUAAUUGUUAAAGAAGCACAGAAUCCAGAAGACUUUAACAUGGGCUCUUCCUCUAGCAGCCAGUAUACAUUCUGUCAGCCAGAAGCUGUAUUUGCAUCUCAGCCCAGCGAUGAUGAAUCAAGUAGUGAUGAAACCAGUCAUCAGCCCAGUCCUGCCUUUAGACGGCGCCGUGCUAAGAAGAAGACGGCCUCUAGUUCAGAAUCUGAAGACCGGUCAGUUGAACAAGAAAUAGAACCAUCCAGAGAGAUGUAUAAACGCCCACUUGGUAGUGGUCUCAAUAAAUGUGUUAUACUUGCUUUGGUAAUUGCAAUCAGCAUGGGAUUUGGACAUUUUUAUGGCACAGUGCAGAUUCAGAAGCGUCAACAGUUAGUCAGAAAAAUACAUGAAGAUGAACUGAAUGAUGUGAAAGAUUAUCUUUUGCAGUGUCAGCAGGAACAAGAGUCACUUACAGAUUAUAAGUUGUUAAAGGAAAACCUUGCGAAGUGUUGGACCCUUACUGAAGCAGAGAAACUGUCCUUUGAAACUCAGAGAAACAACCUUGAUACUGAAAACCAGUAUUUAAGGAUAUCACUGGAAAAGGAAGAAAAAGCCUUAUCUUCAUUACAGGAAGAGCUAAGGAAACUAAGAGAACAGAUGAGGAUUUUGGAAGAUAAAGGAGCAAGAACUGAGUUAGUUACAGAAAAUCAGAAACUUAAGCAGCAUUUGGAAGAAGAAAAACUGAAAACACAGAGUUUCCUUAAUCAAAGGGAGACUCUACUGGCAGAAGCAAAGAUGCUGAGAAGGGAAUUAGAGAGAGAACAAUUAAUGACCAUGGCUUUAAGGGUAGAACUCCAACAGUUAAGCUCUAGUCAAUCUUACGGCAACACAGACUCUUCCAAUGUAUUGACUGAAGAAAAGGAAAUAGAAACCUUACGGGAACGACUCGCUGAACUGGAGAGGAAACUAAACUUUGAACAGCAGCGUUCUGAUUUGUGGGAAAGACUGUAUAUUGAGGCAAAAGAUCAAAAUGGAAAACAAGAAACUGAUGGGAAAAAAAAAGGCAGCAGAGGAAACCACAGGGCUAAAAAUAAAUCAAAGGAAACAUUUUUGGGCUCAGUUAAGGAAACAUUUGAUGCCAUGAAGAAUUCUACCAAGGAGUUUGUGAGGCAUCAUAAAGAAAAAAUUAAACAGGCUAAAGAAGCUGUGAAAGAAAAUCUGAAAAAAUUCUCAGAUUCAGUUAAAUCUACUUUUCGGCAUUUCAAAGAUACCACUAAGAAUAUCUUUGAUGAAAAGGGCAACAAACGAUGUGGUGCUACAAAAGAAGAAUCUGCUAAAAAACCAACAGUUUUUAGUGAAUAUUUACACGCACAGUAUAAGGCACGUGCACAAAAUCAGAAUAGUAGAGGCCCUACUGUGCAAAGAGAGGGAAGGAAAGAAAAAACAACUCACUUUGAAGAAUUUGGAAAAAAUACAAAUUCACAAAAAUGCAGUGCUGAGCAUGACUGUAAUGAAAAUUCAUUCAGAAAGACUUGUUCUGGUGUAGUUGAAUGUGCUCGACAGGAAUCCAUCAACGCUUUUAAUGUUAAAAUGUUGAGUCCUGUAGGGAUAAAAGAAUUUAGACAGGUAGUUGAAAGGUAUUUACUAGACAAACUGGAUAAUUUUCAUCAUUGGAAAGAACUCAAUCAAUUCAUCGACAAGUUUUUCCUAAAUGGUAUCUUUAUACAUGACCAGAAGUUCUUCACUGACUUUGUUAAUGAUGUUAAAGUUUAUCUUAAAGACAUGAAGGAAUAUCAAGUAGAUAAUGAUGGAGUGUUUGAGAAGUUGGAUGGAUAUAUAUAUACACAUCUCUUUGGUCACACUUUUUCCCCUCCAUAUGGACCCAGUCGACCAGAUAAAAAGCAACGUAUGGUAAAUAUUGAAAACUCCAGGCAUCGAAAACAAGAGCAGAAGCACCCCCAGCCACAGCCUUAUAAAAGGGAAGGUAAAUGGCAUAAAUAUGGUCGCACUAAUGGAAGACACAUGGCAAAUCUUGAAAUAGAUUUGGGGCAGUUACCUUUUGAUCCUAAAUAUUGACCACCAUAAUUAGUUAAAUUCGAAAACUGUAAUAGAAACAUACUUCGUACAGUGUUUUGUGUUGAAAGUAAGAUGAAAUGAUCAAGAUAACAAUGUCUUUUUAUCAUUUUUUAAGUAUCAGUUUGAUGACUUUAUACUAUUGCUCAGAAGCAUCAAAUGAAAGCUUACUAACCUGCAUUUUUCUGUAAUUUAGCUUUGCUGAACUUUCUUUUUGCACUGGAAAUGUUCAACUGUAGUUUUAUUAAGGAAGUCAGGCAUGCAACAGAUUUUGUGCAUGAAAUGAGACUUCCUUUCAGUGUGAGCUUAAAGCAAGCUCAAAUCAUACAUGACGAAGUGUAAAUUAACACUGAUACUUUAAAUUUGCAGUAGAGCUUGAAAAAAGUACAUUGUGAUGGAAUUUCAUCUUUAACAUUUUAUAACCUUACACUUGCUUCUUGUCUUUUUGUGGGUUCAAGAGCCCGUUGACUUGUGAAGAGUGCUGCCUUCUUAUGAGCUUGCUGACUUGUUCUCUUGUGAAAUUUCUUGCACAGCUGAAUAUUGUGGAAGAAACAAUAAAACUACAACAUGAGGAAAACUAAAGGUGUUUAUUUAAAACCUGGCCUUCUUUUAAUAUGUGGUUGUAUAUUUUGUGACUCCCCCCACCCCCCAAUACAUUCCCUCAGUAGUGGUAUUUGAUAAAGCAUUGCUAGUUCCAUAAAUCUUGCUUCUUGCUGUUUACUUGAAUAGUUAAGCAGCAUCUGAGCUUAUCUACCCUUUCUCUGUGAAAGAU